Cutaneotrichosporon oleaginosum is the source of this 2703-nucleotide messenger RNA. RefSeq lists its product as uncharacterized. Gene Ontology annotation, biological process: regulation of DNA-templated transcription. Gene Ontology annotation, molecular function: DNA-binding transcription factor activity, RNA polymerase II-specific; zinc ion binding. Lineage: Eukaryota; Fungi; Basidiomycota; Tremellomycetes; Trichosporonales; Trichosporonaceae. The record is from RefSeq and is a predicted model, not a curated record.
AUGAGCUACCCCCAUCACUCCGGGUCGCCCUCGGACCCAUUGCAUCGGCGUCUGCCUGCUAGCAGUGCACCGCAUUCGCCUUUGCAAGAAUACCUUAGUGUCGGUGGAUAUCCAGGUGGCUCACAAGGCUUUGGCUACGACUACGACGGCUCGCAAGCCAGCACAUCGCCAUCCCACCGCUCCCUCCCAUACCCGAGCCCCAGUCUCCAAGGUCGUCAGCACAUGGGUGUCCCCCACCCUCACGACCACAUGUCUUCCUCUGGGAUGGCACCGUCUGUCACGUUCGAAAUGCACGGCAGCUCCCAGCAACAGCAGCACCAGUUUUUCCCAAACGGCAUGGUCGAUGGAAACUCGGAGCCGAGUAACAAUUUAGGUAACAGUGGAAGUCCCUUUUCGUCGUUCCACGAUGGCCAGGCCAGCGGCUCCAUGUACCUUGUCCCCCCAAUGGACUGGAGUCCCAACCAGCCGCCUCCCGGAAACUCGGCUCAGCAAUCGGCCUCGUCCGGGCCCACCAAGGGGACCAAGGGCAACCCGAACAAGGUGCCCCGUCACCAGUUCACUGCGUGCGGCGCCUGUCGCCAUCGUCGCGUCAAAUGCGACCUUCGUGCCCGCCAGGAGGAGGCGGAGCGCGACGCCAUGCUUGAGGACACCCAGAACCCCUUGCGACGCCGCAAAGUCAGCUGCACCAACUGCCAGGAGCGGGGAACAAAUUGCGUUGAUGAAUAUGCCCCACUCAAGGCAGCCAAACAGCUUCGGCGCGGCAAGCGCAUUUCGGAGAUCGAAAUGCUGUACGGCAAGUCUGCGACGGACGCGGCUCUCGCCUCACAGGGCGACGAAGGCGAGCGCUCCCUUAGCCCGGGCGGACGCAAGAUGGACCGUAUCCCGGAGUUGUCGCGCGAGUUCUUCGAGUCACCUUUCUUCCGCCGCUUCCUCAUCCAGCGUCCCAUUAUCGACUCGCUUGAUUUCGUGACACUCUAUCUUUCAAAGCCCAUACCUUGUGCAGCUGCGAUGGGCUCAGUGGGUGCUGUUCUCUGCCACUGUCUUUACGCGUGGGGCGUCUCUUAUGGCGUCGACGAACGCGGCCAACUCGAUGUGGCGGAAGGAAGUGCUGAGCCUCUCAGUCCUUUGAACCUUCUUAACGCCGGCGAGUUGGAAGCGAGGCGUGAACGAGACCGCUUGCGCCGGCUGGAGAAGCUCCAACGCGUCGUCCGGACCAUUCUGCGCGAAAUCGACGAAUGCGGCCUUCUCCGCAGGCCCUCGUGGGACGGCAUUCGGGUCCUUCUUCUCAUUCUCCCUCUCACAGAAGGCAUAUCAACUCCCGUCGAGCGCCAGGCGCUGUAUCAAGCCGCCCUUUCCCAGGUCCAGCUGCUGUGCACCUCGAGCAGCUUUGGAUAUGACGGACUACCCGUGAUACUUCCGCCUCACGUCUCACUUAACGACAAUAAGGCAGAGACCAUCCGUGUCAUUCAGCAGCGGAUUUUCUGGUACGCCUUCGUCCACGAAAGCCUCUCCGUUGGGCUCCAGGGCGGCAAGCUUUGCCUCGACGACGACGAGAACGACCUGCAGUUCCUGGAGCAGGCGCUUGAGAAGCAGCCUCUCAUGUCGUCACCCGGCCACUUCCACAUCUCGCCGGGAAUGGUAGGAGCACCAGUGCGAUUUGCACUCGCAUGCCGUCGUAUCCAUGCCGUUCUCAGCAGCGUCAAGGCUCGCAAACGCGAUGUUCCUAAUGUCGAGCAGCUAAACGCCAUCUGGGAGGCGCUCGAGCAGUCGUGGGAAGAGUUUGAAAGACUCAAGUCUGAGCCCGCUCCCGCUCCCUUCAGAGAGCGUGAUGAGGUGAUGCGGUUCGCUGAUGGCUGGAAAAUCAAUAUCUUCAAGGCGCAGACUGCUAUUCUCCGGCAAAUUGAAGAUCGCCUUGAGCGCCUCCAGAACAAGACCAGCAUGGGUAAAAUCGACCCUAGCUCGCAGCCUCCAUCGCCCCUCUCCAGCGACUUGAUGAGCGAUCUCAACCAGCUUCGUCACCUCCACGAGCUCGGGCGCACUCGUUGCGAAAUCAAGCUGCCGCAGGUGACAGACAUUAUUCGCCGUCAUGUCGGCGGACAGAUGUUUGAGUGGGACGCUGGCCUUGUUCGCGACGGCGCCUACCACGCCGCGAUGUUGUUGGUUGCCAGUGGCGGCAGUGACGAUGACGUCAACAUCUGCCUGCAGGCACUCAACCAGGGCCGCUGGGUGCACUCCAAGUCGUCAGAGCACUCGCAGGACCUGCGCAAGGCGUGGUACGCGAAGCGCUUCAACACUGGCUCGCCCAGUGCAGAGCCCAAGCACAGCAUGUCGGACAUGGGCGACAGCUCGGCGCCCAAGUCGCGCAACGACUCGCCAUUCACAUCUCCCGCUUUCGACUCGUUCUCGAAUGGUGUGCCCACGCAGCCCUCGUCUGCGCCUCCCGGCUGGCCCAACACCAGCGGCCCGCAGGGCUAUUCGCCACACCACGAGGCGCAUAUCCAGCGCAGCAAGAGCGACACCUCCGCGUUCGGCGCAUACCACUCACAGGGGAUGAUGGACUCCGUCAAGCAGGAGUCUCACGCGCCCCCCUACACCAGCACGCCGCCCGGCUACUUGUUCGAGCACGACGGCGUGCAGCCCGACGGGUACUUCCAGCCGCAAGAAGGACACAUGUUCCCUUUCGGCAGCCAGCACAUGUCCUAA